Messenger RNA from Cucumis sativus (cucumber), 2043 nucleotides. RefSeq lists its product as uncharacterized. NCBI's taxonomy places the organism in Eukaryota, Viridiplantae, Streptophyta, Magnoliopsida, Cucurbitales, Cucurbitaceae. The record is from RefSeq and is a predicted model, not a curated record. The transcript has 2 exons. Bases 34 to 435 code for a protein of 133 amino acids.
UUAGACUUUGUAACCAACAGUUGAAACUUCCAAAUGGGUUACAAGCAUACCCAUUUGAAGAUUUUGGGGGAACUAGAAAAGGGGUUCAUUGCAGAUGUGAAGAAGUUUGGGCGAUUACUGCCGGAGAUUUGGACUGACGCUCAGAAGAUCCGUACAGCACUUCUUUUCCACGAGUCAGAUGUUGAAGAUGAAAGUGAGAUAGGUCAGAAGUUUCUUAUGCAUGAUCUUAUACAUGAUAUUGCUUGUCAUGUUUCAAAUGAUGAAAAAUUGCCAUCGGAUCAUAGCCUUUUAUCAAUGAGGAAACAUUGGACGAACGAUGAUAAAAUAGUUGCGAGCAAGCUACGUACGGUAAUAGAUAUGGAGAAGAAUAUUGAUAAGAUUGGAGACUUUGUGCGUUUGCGUGUUUUGACAUUUUCAUAUGAAUUUCCAAGUUGAAGCACCUAAGAUAUCUAGACAUUUCAAGUUGUGAUUUCAUAAGGGAACUUCCAAAAUCUAUUGUUGUGCUUUAUAAUCUGCAAACACUGAGGUUACCUUACUUAGUGAAUGGUCUUCUACCAAUAAAUUUUAGACAAUUAUGGUUAGUUUAAGGCAUUUGGAAUUUUCACUUGAAGAUAGUGAUGUAUCCCCCGCAUUAGAAAUGCCUUUAUAUUUGAGUGAAUUAACUCAACUUCAAACGUUGUCUGCUUUUGUAGUAGGAUUGAAGAAGGGUUGUAUGAUUACAGAACUGGGGAGUCUAAGAAAGCUGAAAGGUUUGUUGGUGAUGCUAUGUUUAGAACAUGUUGAAAGUAAAGAGGAAGCCAAGAGUGCAAAAUUGGUGGAAAAAGAGAAGGUAGAAGAACUACACUUUGUGUGGAGUACGGAAAGCCAUAGAAUAUAGUGAAGAAUGAGAAUGAUUUUGAAGUGUUGGAAGGACUUGAACAACACAAUAAUCUGAAAUAUUUGGAAAUCGAAUCCUUUUCAGGUGGGCAGUUUCCCAACCAGAUUUUUGUUGAAAAUUUAGUAAAAAUAACUCUAAUUGAAUGUGGAAACUGUGAAAAGCUUCCAAUGCUUGGGCAAUUAACCAAGUACUUAGAAAUACUUGUUAUUUUUCGAUUACGAAAAGUAGAGAGUAUAGGCAAUGAGUUCUAUGGAAACCAAAGGCGUAGUAGUAGUACUGUAUUCCCCAAGUUGAAGGAAUUUUAUGUUGAUGAGAUGGACAGCCUAGUUGAAUGGGAAGAAGCUGUGUCAAAUUAUAAUGUUAAAGCUUUUCCACGACUUGAAUGUUUGCAUAUUAUUUCAUGCAAGAAAUUAUUGAAAAUUCCAGAUGUUUUUGGUUAUUGUGAUGAGGAUGAUGGGGAGAAGCAUCUUAAAUUUGUGGAGUUUCGUUUCUGUGACCAACUAAAGGAACUUACAAAUGGGAUACAAUCAUGCCAUUCCAUUCAACAUUUCGUCUUAGACAAAGGUUCAAAUUUGUGGUCUUUUGUUACUACAACUACAAGAGGAGGCCCCUUGGCUCAUUUGCUAUUCCAACGUCCGAUCAUUUUUUUUGAAAGAAGACACGGGUCCUUCAUGAACAAAAGAAUUAGAUAACUGCAACAAAUGCAGAAAAUGCGAGCUUACGACGAAGCUAGUCAUAGAGCACAUAUGUUGAUCAUAUCAACAAGACUGGAAUAACAUAUAACAGUAUUACUGUUUUUCAUGGUUUUGCAUAUUCUGCUCUUUAAUUUGGAUAACUUUAUUUAUAAUUUUACUAAGAUUUGUUUAAAAAGAUUUCACAAAAUCACUCAGAAUAAUAUAUUAAUCCAUUAGCCUGUCUAUAUAAGGAAAGAGGUUGUUUGAUGGGUCUAAAUCUAAAACCAGGAGUUGCUCACUAGAGAAACCAGAAGAUUGAGAGUCUCUCCUAUUAUAGGGUCUUUCUCAAGCACAAGGGGAUAGUUUGAGAGUCUCUCAAGGAAGAGAAGCAGGAAGAUUCUCUAUCUAAUCUAUCCAAAGACUAGAUGAAGAAGUAUAAUUUAUUUAAGUUAUGCUAAGAUUUUUAUGAAAUAUAUGUUUAAAUUCGAAGCA